AAAUGAAGAUAGCAUUCAGUAUAAUUGGAGGUGUCAUUGAAAUUGUAAUUAAGAGGGAAUCUGAUAAUUUAUUGUUGAUGGCAAACCAUCCAGUAGAAUUAUGGGGAAUCAAUGAUUGUCAGAUUUUCAAGUGGAACAUUAAAUCUUGGUUACAUGCAAAAGGAGUACUGGCUUCAAGUCUUGCUAUUGACACUAAUAAUAGUAUUUGGUGUACCACUAAAGAUCAUAAAAUUUACAGACUAGUGGGUGGAAUUGAUAAUAAAUAUGAUGAAAAUAAUAUAUGGGAAAUUAAUUCAAAAGAUGAAGUUUUUUAUAGGAGAGGUAACGUUUGGAUUCAAGCUUCCGGUAAUCUUUCUCAAGUUUCUGUUGUAGCGGAUGGAAUUUGCUGGGGUAAAUGCUAA
Molecule: messenger RNA, 401 nt
Organism: Funneliformis caledonium
Lineage: Eukaryota; Fungi; Glomeromycota; Glomeromycetes; Glomerales; Glomeraceae
Source: the annotation of a GenBank genome assembly